CUCGCCUCCUUCCUCAGGUCUCCCCGGCCGCUGCAUGGCAAGCUGGAUGGGAUCCACAGCUGCGUGCAGGCCCUCCUGCACGAUCAGCCACAGCCCCGCGUCUGGGAGCAGCUGGGCCAGAUCUACGAGUCUGAGCACGAGCUGGAGGAUGCCAUCAAGUGCUACCAGAACGCGGCACGGUACACCAGCAGCUACGGCUACAGCGACCUCACCACCAGAAUCAACCGCCUGCAGCAGGUAAGGACACACCUCGAUGGGCCGAAUGGCCUCAUUUCUCGCUCGCGAUGGCCUUGGAAGUGUAUGUGUAUUUUUUUUUGUCGUCUUCCAUCACUGCCUCCCUCACUCUCUCCUCUUUAUUCCUCUCCUCCUUGCUGCUCCCUUCCCUCCGUCGCUUGCUCCUUGUGUCAGAAGCGAAAUUUCGGUUCACCCAAAACCGGCUGUCAGCUGAAGCGAGCAGCAGGACCUGGGGAGCAGUGUGGGCAGCCAUCCAGCCCCUCUCAUCAGCAAACCAGCCGACCCAGCCACAGCAGUGAAAUCCCGAGCUCGGUCAAACGGAGACGCAGCAGAAGCCCGGACCAGGUCCAAAGCCACCAGGGGUACCAUUUAGGACCAACACAAGCAAGCGACCCAGCUCCUCCCAGUUUACCUUCCAACGGGCCGCACCCUGCGCAGAAAACGAGUCCGGGAUGGACCCCCACGCACAAGGAUUCUUGGACGCACGGAAGGAAAGAGCUCAGUCUCAAUCUACAGGAACCGAAGAAGUCAUUGUCCGACCCCUCUCCACACAGCAGCGUCCGGUCCUCUUCCCCGCCCAUCUCCAGUUGGCACGGCAAUCCCAGCAUCCACCCGGUCACCGUGACGCCAAGCCCCACACCAUCCCCACGCCAAGAGACCCUACCCCAGCAGCCGUGCCCCGGGGGUGAGGUGACAGUCGGGGCGGUGAGGCUACAGGCAGAUGGUGGGCAUUCUCCAGCUAAACGGUGCCAGCCCCCGGGGUCAGGGGGCACUGAGCACCGACAGCUGCAGCAGGGUCCGGAACAUUCAGGCUCCACCGCGCUUCCUCACAGCUUCCAGAAUCCUCAAGACAGUGCCCUGGGCCCGAUGGGGCAGUUAGACCCAGCGUCCCAGAGUCACCGCGGUGGAGGCCUUAGCCAGGACACCCCCGCCAUUGCCACCAGUGCCCCUGCCCCCUCCCACAACCCACACUGUACCCCCCUUGGCAGCAGCUCUCCGGAGCACAGGGAGAGCUGCAAGGAUAGGGAGCACUGCCACUGGAGGCCACCAAGCGGCCAGGCCCAGCCUCGAGCGGAGGGGCAGCCAUCUUGCGGGGCCCGGGAGGAGGGGCCGGGCCGGGCAGCAACGGUUCAGAGUCCCCCCCAGGAGCCCCCAGGGACAGAGCAGGAGCUGAGGCCCCCUGCCUCCCCCUGGGAGGGUGCGCCCCAACGCCCUCGGGAGGCUGGCUGGGCUCAGCCCCCCGCUGCGCCCCGCAUGCCCCCCCUGUCUGGCCCCCACCGUCCCCGCGGGGGCGGGGGGGCGGGCCCGGAGCAGCAGCCGGGCCUAGCGGCCGAAGCCAGGCCUGCUGCGCCCCCCCGGGGCCUGGUGACCCCUCCCCGCCUGGCAGAGGCUCCCAGCUCCAAGCCAGGCCCUGAAGGCCGCUUCCUGCCCCGGCCUCCGCCCCUGACCUGCGCCCUGUCCGGGAGGCUGGCCCCUCCCCCUCCCCCACCCCCACCCCCGCCCCGGCCUCCCCCCUCCCCUGAACCCCUGGUCAAGGAGCCACCCGCGCCCCCCGACAGCGAGAUGUGGAUCAAGGCCGUCUUCACCACCACCGAGGCCCAGAAGGGGGUGCCCGACUCCGCCCACCGGUGGCACCGGGGCGGCUCCGGCAAAACCGGGGAGCCUGCCGCGGCGCUGGCCCCUCCUGAGCCUGGCCUACCCCCCCACCGCCCGUCGCCAGGGGAACGGCGGCACGAGCCCCGCGGCAAAGCCCCGAGCCGGGAGCGGAGGCGUCGGGGCGGCCGCUCGGCCAAGGGCAAGCAGCGGUGCGUCCUCGGCAACAUCGACCUCCAGAGCAAGGAGAUCCUGGCGCGGCACAAGCUCAGGUCCGAGGGGCCCCGGGGGACCAAGCCUGGUGCCCCCAACCCGGCCUCCCCCGAGGAGCCUGGGCGGGCCGGGACUCGCAGGCCAGAGCCUGUGCCGCCACCGAACCCCACGGCAUCCACCACCACCAGCAGCACCACGACCGCCACCAAAGAGCCAGAGGCCGGGCCGAAGGCCACCUCCAACGUCCUGAGGGUCAAACCAUUCCCGGACGGCACCACCAAGGAGCUGAAGAUCAAACUGGUGAAGGUGGAGAGUGGCGACCGGGAAACCUUCAUCGCCUCUGAGGUGGACGAGAAGCGGAUCCGGCUCUCUGACCUCACCAUCGAAAACUCCGGGGCAGAGGUCGUCCGGGCCUGCCGGUCCACAAAGCUGAAGGGAAAGUUCACCGCCUCGUGUGUGUUGCCAGCACAUUCAGUGAAGCCAGGCUGCCUCACCGAGCAACAGGCCAUUCGGGAUAAGCUGAACCCUCCCACGCCCAGCAUUUACUUAGAGAGCAAGCGAGAUGCUUUCUCCCCCGUACUUCAGCAGUUUUGUACAGACCCGAAGACACCGAUCACUGUGAUAAGAGGCCUGGCUGGAUCUCUCCGAUUGAAUCUGGGCCUGUUCUCGACGAAGACCCUGGUGGAGGCCAAUGGUGAGCACACGGUGGAGGUCCGCACACAGCUCCAGCAGCCUUCAGACGAGAACUGGGACCCCUCAGGAGGCAACCAGACCUGGCCCUGUGAGAGCAGCCGCUCCCACACCACCAUCGCCAAGUACGCCCAGUACCAGGCCUCGUCCUUCCAGGAGUCUCUGCAGGAAGAUAAGGACAGCGAUGAGGAAGACGGGGAGCCCGAGCCAGAGAAAGCUGCCGAAGUCCCGGAGACUAUUCACAGCAACGGACAGAAAGUUCCGCUGAAGGUGAUCAAGUUCGGGACCAAUAUCGAUCUGUCAGAUCCCAAACUCUGGAAGCCGCAGCUACAGGAGUUGCUGAAGUUACCAGCGUUCAUGCGCGUCUCAUCGAACGGGAACAUGUUGAGCCACGUGGGGCACACCAUCUAUGGCAUGAACACUGUGCAGCUCUACAUGAAAGUUCCUGGCAGCCGGACUCCAGGCCACCAGGAGAAUAACAACUUCUGUUCGGUGAAUAUUAACAUCGGGCCCGGGGACUGUGAAUGGUUUGCUGUACCGGAGGCUUACUGGGAAACCAUCAGUGAGUUUUGUGACAGGUAACUCCCCCUCUGUGCUGUCCUCAC
This is a messenger RNA of Chiloscyllium plagiosum (whitespotted bambooshark), 3335 nucleotides long. The record is from RefSeq and is a predicted model, not a curated record. Lineage: Eukaryota; Metazoa; Chordata; Chondrichthyes; Orectolobiformes; Hemiscylliidae.